UGGUCCAAGUUCUAGUAUCGUGGACAUUGGCCUUUAUAAAUCCGAAGACUUGACACUUGAAAUCUACGAUACCUUAGCUAUAGCGCGUGCGUUCUAUUGGAGCUAAAUAAGCGAUUCUACUCAAUAGAUUAUGUAUUACUCAGUUCCCGUUUAUGUACGAUAAUCGCGAAUAACGCAUUGCUUUUACACACGUACGGUUAAAGUGCAUUUCGUUUAUAGAUCGACGACAUUCGUUAACAGCAAAGACAGGUUGAUUAUCAUAAUCCUCGUCGUACACCACACCUGGGAGUAUCGCGCACAGCCUGGGCCACGGUCAGUCUUGCGGACCUUGCGCGAGGCUUUGCGUGCACUUGCGUGGCGCGUGCAGGUUAUGUGUGCGCUCGCGGUGACAAGAUGAGCAACGUGGACGAAACGUCAAACGAGCCGAUACUGUACGAGCUAUUGGAGUACUUCGUUCGCAAGCAGGAGCCGGAAUUGAUAAAAUGCAAGAACGACGCGGCCAACCUGCCAGCCACUGGCACGAUAAAGAACGCUCUCAGGUACUUCAACAACUGGUCCUUUCUACCCGAGAGCAUCCUGCAGCAAGUCAGUCUCACGCUACCGUGGAAAUUUGCCGUCGGCGAUCGUGGCCGGGUGCUCGCUAUCCUGCAGGAGAACAUCAUUGAGAUACGAAAGGCCAAGGAUGAAUAUUCCUCCAUAGUGGGCAAGGCGUCUGCUCCAAGGGAUGCCUUUCCCCAGUGGCGCAAGCUUGCCUGGAGCCCUGACGGGAUGAUCCUGGUAUUGGCGUCCAGUAGCGGCUACACGUCCUUUUACAAUGCGCUGGGAAACAAUAUCUUUAACAUAAGUCCGAAAACGAUGUCGCAAAGCCCUCAUAUUCUCGAAGCCGGCGACGCUGUAGCGUCCAUGCUGUUCCUUAAGCCGAGGACGACGAGUGAGAGAUGGGCCUACGAGUUUAUUUUAAUUUCGUACGGCGGCCUGCUCAGGUCUUAUCAUGUUUCUACCAGUGGCUUCAGUGUGAAUUACGACUUUUCUUUUGGUAAUUUUUACAAGAACGGUAUUAACGUCGUGGCCUUCGAUGAGAAAUGCAGCUUGUUUUACGUUGCUGGAAAUAUGAUAACGCAAAAAUUAACGUCCACCGCAUCUGAAUCUGGAUUGACUUCGUGGCGACUCUUAAAUGAUUAUCCAUACUGCAAGUUGUCGUUUACAUUUGAAAGUUCCGUCACCAGCAACUCGCGGUUUUCCAUAUGGAAUUUGAUUCCUAUCUUUAGCGGCCAAUCAGAAUCGAUUAUAUUUUCGAUAAAAAUUUCACCGAGCGGCGAGUUUCUGGUAUGCCUGCAUACGGACGGUUCAGUCUCGCUGUGGGGUUUGCCGAACUUAAUACUACAGAAAAAGUGGAAGUUGGCCGAGCAACCGGAAUACAACGUACCUAAUCCUCUGGGGCUUACAAAGUCUAAAAAGUUUCCACUAGGCUUCACAGAAUUUCAUCCAAUAGAUAUCGGUUGGUGGUCUGACCAGGCUAUCAUAAUAGCUCGAUAUUCAGGUUCCACUUCGGUCUGCUCUACAUGGAACUUAAAGAAUCUGCUAGGUGUUAGCCCAGAGUUUCUAGCAGGACAACCGCAAGUGUGCGAGCUUGGUUUAGAGAAAGGAUUUUUAUGUUUAGAUUGUGAAACCUUUAUUACGAGUAAAAAACGAAGUAGAGAGUCCACCAGUGGUCAUUUGUCAGAAGCAUCGUCUGAAAGUGAAAAGGACGACGAUGAGCUGGAGCCUCUUACUAUAUUAAAUUAUACCACGAAUUUGGUACAAAGCACGCUAUAUUCAAUAACCGAUAUUGAAAGAUUUCAACCGAAGAGAAAAAAGUCGAAGGUGUUGCAUCGAACUUACAGAAUUUUGGGCUUAAAAAGCACGACUCCAGAAGAGCUGUAUUCUAGAAAAAUAGACAUUGAGGAAUACGAGGAAGCUUUAGCCUUAGCAAAUACAUAUAAUUUGGACACAGACCUUGUGUAUCAAACACAGUGGAGAAAGUCAGAAUUAUCUUUGAGCGCCAUUGCAGAACAUUUAAGCAAAAUCAGCAAAAGAUCUUGGGUUUUAAAUGAAUGCGUUGUACGCGUUCCUGAUACUAUGGAAGCUGCAAGGGAACUAUUAAAUUUCGGAUUGAGAGGCGCAAAUCUAGAAACUUUAAUAGCUAUCGAUAUUUGCGACAAUGACAAGUUUGUAACUCCCGAUACAGAUUGGCAAGCGUUAGAUGAAAUCACUGUAAGUUUGAGACAAGUGCAGAAAGCCAAUGAGAUGCUUGAACAAAUAGACAUACAAAAUUUAUCCGAGGCUCAGAAAGAUUUAGUCAAGUAUCGGAGGAAGCUUCUAAAUCAUUUAGAUAAAUUGCUUACGUAUGAAAUUAUAUUAGAGUCGCCACUCAAGUAUAAAAAAGAAUUUUACGAGGAGUUUCGAAGAUUAUCACCUAUUGAAAAUGCAAUUAGAUUUGCCAAAGAUGGAGAUUAUCGAGCUGUUGAAAUUAUGUUUACUUAUUACGGAGAAAGUUUGUUGCCUCAUUGGUUAGCAAUUGUCAGCUUCUUUCCAGAAACUCUGAGUACAUUGGAUUAUCAAAAACUGCUACCAGAAUGUGAUUCCGAAGGUCGACUAUUUUUGUUAGAUCAACGUGAAUUACGACAAAAAGAUUGGUCAGAAAAACACGAAUUUAAUGAAAUCAUAAAUCUCGAUUUAGACGAUCCAUCGGAAAUAUUGUAUGAAUUGGAGCCCUCAUUGUUAAUAUAUAGGAAUACACAGCUUACGCCAGAUUUACUACAAAAAUGGUACAAGACACGUGCUUAUGAAAUUGAAAAGAAUAGCUCUUUAGUAGAUAAUGCAUUGCAAUUAGUUAAAAUUGGAAAGUCUCAUAAUAUUAACGACUUGGAAGAUUUGCUAUUGGAAUUGGAAACUUUAGAUGAUCUUGUGUACAUAGUAGAUUUGGAGGAUAUGUCAUUAGAUAAAUUAGAGAAAUUAAGUAAUAUGGAGAAGAUAAAACUUUUAAUGAGUACAUCAAAUGAAGUUACUUUUGCUGAAAAUAUAAAGAACCUUUUGUUGCCUUUUAUUAAACGCAGGCAUCAAUAUUUGGGUGGAGAUCUUCAGAAAUGCUUACUAAGCGAUUACCUAAUUUGUUUAAGCAAAGAUGAUUUGACAUUUCCAGUAAAAUUUUUCGAGUAUUUAAAACAGUCGCAGGACACUGAGAUAAUUGAAAUGAUAGAUGAUGUCGCUACUUUAGCCUUAGAUUGUAUAUAUGCUUGUGAUGAUCUUGACAUGUAUGAGAAAGCUAAGGAUAUCUUAGAUUCGAUAUCGAGCGACGAUGGAACAAGCACAAUAUGCAGUUUAUUAGAAGAGUCUGAAGGAGAACUCGACUGCGUUAGGCUUUUAAGUAAAUACGGUGUAAAAACAACGUUAAAAUUUCUACGAGAAAAUAGAAAUGAUCCUGACGUUGCUAAAUCGCUGUUAACCCAAACGGCACGAAGCUUAAGUAAAAGUGUGCUACCUCCAGAUGAAAGGGAAUGGGCGCAAUUAUUAAACGACAUGUUAGAUAUACAUGGACUAAUCUUUUCGUGUAUCGCUGUUGAGACCUGUUUCGAAAUAUGUGUCUCAGCCCGUUUACUUUCAAGAAUUAAGUGUACCAUUCGUAAUUGUGCGACUUUAAUGGAAACCAAGAAAAAUGAGAAAUCUUUGUUAAAAGUAUCCUAUGAGAAAGCGAUUGAUCUUAUAUUAGAAGCGUCUAAAGAAUAUUUUAAUGGUUCAAGGACACUCACUGAUCCACAUAUGGAAUUAGCUAAAACCUGUCUUGAUCUUAUCGAAGACGACAACGUAAAAAUUAAAGAAGAAUAUGAUCUUAUUAGAUCGCUUCAAAUAUUGAGUGAAUUCAAUGUUGAUAUAUUACCUCUUCAAGUUAGAUUAACAGUGGAUAGAUUAACUUUGAUCGAGCACUGUUUAAGUAACCAUAGAGAUGCUUAUAAAAAUCGACAAAGAUUAUUAACUUUAGCAACUUAUUUACGAAUUGAAGGAAAUAACAAUAGACUUCGUGAAGGAAAGAUUUCAGAACUAAUAGCUAAAAAGGCACUCGAGACUGAGGAUUAUAAUACAUGUGCUAUUAUAUGUUCUCAAUUAAUAAAGAACAAUUAUCUUCCUGCCUGGGAAAUUUGUUUAAAUUUAGGGCGUUGUGAUAAUUAUCGGGAUUUAAAUGAUAGACAAAAGUGUCUAUGGUUUGCAAUAAAUAAUGGUCCCAGUGAUAUAUUGGGUAAUGCUUUAGAACACGUGCAGUUGCUAGAAAUACAAAUGCUACAUCAGAAUUUGAAACUGUGGAUGCCCUCGGAAGAAUUUAAAAGUGUAAAAGAUGAAGAAAGCGAUACGAGCGAAGAUGAUUUUACAGAUGCUAUGACAACGCCGCAGAUAGAGGUGAAAGAGUUUGUUCCAAAAAUGUUGGAAACUUCAACGGGAAUUGUAAAAAGUUCAGCUAAUCUCAUGAAAGAAUCUACAUUCAGCUUGAUAAGAAAUAUUAGUAAUACUAAAUUUUGGAAAUCUAGACUGAAUCUUAAUUUUAAAAACGAUUUAGAAACUAGUGUACAACAUGAAUUUGAGAUUGAACAAAAGGAGGAAGAUGCCAAUCUUCAAUCUUUUCCGUGCUAUUAUGAAUCCUUACAUAAACUAUGCAGAAUAAGCGUUAAUGGGACAAGAUACAAUAAGUAUUCUAUGACAGACAUAGAAAAUACAAAAUUAAAAUGUUGCCGAGCGCUUUUGAGAAUAUCCAUGUUGAGUGAAUCCUCUUGCUAUGGGCUAGAAAUAAGUGACAUUAAUCAUUUGCUUCUAGAAUGUGCAAAGCACACCAUGCCAGACGAUUGGUUACUCGGUAUGGCGUAUCUAUUGAGUUUAAACAGAAAUCGUAUUUUGGAUGCUCAGGCAGUCUUUACGGAUUUGCCGCAAAUUGAAUUAUACGUACAAACUGCGCUUUAUUACUAUUCAUUAGAACUGUACAAGAAAUUGUACACUGAUUUUGAAAAGUUAUAUUUGUACAAUCCAUUAGACUUAAUGAAAGUCAUGAUGGUUGCAGCACAAAAGUCUGAAGAGUGUGAUAUUGUCAAAGCGUUGCAAUAUUGGCAAAGUUACCUACUCGGUGGAGCACAAAUUGCUAGUAUAAAACAAGUGGACUUUAAAGAUAUAAGUGCGUUAGAAUUGGGACAACGCGGUGCUCGUGCACAUCCUACAGAGACUGUGGAAACUCUGAAAUCCACAAAUGAAGAGCAAGAAUCUGUAGAAUAUUUCGAUGUUAAUAAUCCAGCGUCAAAUUCUAAGGCAGAUGAAGAUCUAAAAGUGGCUAUCUCAGACGAUAUUGAUGUAGAAUGGACAGAUGAUUGGGGUGAUUUUUCCGAUGAUAGCAUAGAAGCAAAUAGUGAUAAGGAUAAAAUUAGAUACAAAGUAUCGCAAGAAGAAAUUUCUCCUCUUGCUCACACCGUCGAAUGUACGACAGAGGAAGAGCGAUUUAAAUUAUUUCAAAAACGGUUUAAUCAAAUCAAUAAUUUCGAGCAAUAUCAGGAAGUAAAGACAAUAGUAUCGCAGUGGCCAAAAUUUAAUAUGCCGGAUCAUAUCACCAUAGAUAAUCAUCCAGUUUUAAAAAUGAUGAAAGCGAUAAUUUCGCUUGUAGAAACGAAUACGGUUGAGCUUGAAAAAAGGCUAUUACAAGAGCACGAAGAACUCGUUGGAUUAUUAACAUCUGAGGAGAUCCUCAAGGAGUUUUUGGAGCUCGAGCGAGAUCACAUUACCUUUUUACAAAGCGUUUAUAUAAGAUUAUGUUCUCAGAACGUGUCGAUGCAUGAAGAAGCAGUAAACCUAAUUAAAAACCAACAGGCUGUCGUGCUACCGCCAUUAGUACUGGAGAAACUUUUCCUAAAUGAUUUAACAGCAUUGUUCAGACCAGACCACGUUGUAUACAAACAGAUAAUCGAACAUGUCUUCGUAAACGAAGCCUUAACUGGCAUCGAAGAAAAUGCAAAAAUACUCAUACACGAGUUAAAAAGACAGAAAUACAUACUUGAAGCUAUGCAGAUUAUAAAGUUAAUGGAGAAAAUACCGCCGGCCUUAUGCACAUUCGAUACUUGUUUUCAGUUAUUAAUGCAGGAAUGAAUUUAUCUUACGAUAUAAAAAAUAAGGCUGUGAUGCACGUUAAAACUAAAGGGGAAGUUAGAACUCACGGGAAAGGUAUUUAUUAUAAGUGAUCUUGUUUUAUAUGAAAAUUUUUAAGACGUGCACGCGGUACGGAAUUAAAAAUUGCUUCAGUUGCCAGUUGAGUGUGUUUCGUCGAAAAGUAUAAAAAGGACUGAGACAACUUUAAAUCCUCCUCCCGCAACAAAGUUUUCCGUUACCAUAUUUUGAAGGGUUUAUAUCUCUUUUGUACAUAAGGGGGCAAGAUUUAUUUGUAAAUAUAAAUAGAAAGUACUCGUAAGAAGUAAGAAUAAAUUUGAUGAGGAAACUCAGA
Messenger RNA from Vollenhovia emeryi, 6505 nucleotides. Its product is annotated as neuroblastoma-amplified sequence-like. The transcript has 18 exons. Gene Ontology annotation, molecular function: SNARE binding. NCBI's taxonomy places the organism in Eukaryota, Metazoa, Arthropoda, Insecta, Hymenoptera, Formicidae. Gene Ontology annotation, biological process: retrograde vesicle-mediated transport, Golgi to endoplasmic reticulum. The coding region runs from base 394 to 6153 and encodes 1919 amino acids. Gene Ontology annotation, cellular component: Dsl1/NZR complex; endoplasmic reticulum membrane. The record is from RefSeq and is a predicted model, not a curated record.